Messenger RNA from Rotaria sordida, 1227 nucleotides. The record is from the annotation of a GenBank genome assembly. NCBI's taxonomy places the organism in Eukaryota, Metazoa, Rotifera, Eurotatoria, Philodinida, Philodinidae.
AUGAUGUGGUCCAAAUCGUUUAUAAACAAAUUUCCAACAUUUGAUGCUCAAUAUGCUAUUGAAUUGCUUCAUUCACUUGGUUCAAUAUUUGAUAGUAAUUAUUCAACAAACGAAAAUCUUCGAAAUAAGAUGAUUCAAUUAGCUAAACGAGAUGAUAAAUGUUUUUAUCAAUUAGCAUUGUAUGCCUAUAAAAACCUUCAAGAAAAUAAUUCCUUUGAUUUAACAACUGUUUUUAAUGAUGAAGAAUUCACUGCCAUGUACGAUUUUCAUCAGCAAGAUGUAGAAAAUUCAGACAAAACUCAAUCAUAUCAAGUGGCGGCUGUUCAUGUUACUUCAACCUCAACAUGUAUUAUGCCACUAGAAGCAACACAAGGACAUCGUGCUCUUCGACAUAAAGCUUUCAAUGGUAUUAAUGAUUUUUGUCUUAUAUAUUUGAAACCAGAUCCACCAGCCAAAUAUGUCAAUAAAUGCCUUCGAUUCCAACAAGUAUUCAAAUCCGGCAUUGAAAUUUGUAAUAAUCAUUAUUAUUUUUUUGGUGCGUCGAAUUCUCAAUUACGUGAACAUAGUUAUUGGUUUAUAAGAGCAACAUCUCUGGAAGAAGCUCAUCAAAAACGACAAAAAUUAGGUGAUUUUGGUGGCAUCACUAAUAUUGGCAAAUAUGUAGCACGAUUAGGUCUAUGGUUUACUAAGAGUAAUCCAACUGGGAUUAAACUUAUGUACAUUUCGGAUCCACAAGAAUUCAAUUCAAGAGUUCAACAAGGAGAUAUAUGUGUAACAGAGAUCAAUGAUAUAAAACGAAACGAGUAUUAUUUCACAGACGGAAAUGGAUUGAUUUCUAAAGGUUUGGCAAGAAUAAUUGCUGAACGACUUAAUUAUCUUGUUAAAUAUGAACAGAAUGAAUUAUAUCCUUCUGCUUAUCAAAUUCGAAUAGCUGGUUGUAAAGGUAUUGUUAUUAUCGAUCCCGAUUCUACUUUAAAGCAAUUCUAUAUUAAAAUUCGUCCAUCAAUGAAAAAAUUUGACUGUGAUGAAUGGGAUUUAGAUAUAUGUGAAGAAAGUCAACCGAUUCCAACUCGACUUAAUAAUCAAAUCACUAUACUAUUAUCGGAUCUUGGCAUACACGACUCGAUAUUUCUUGAACUACAAGAAAAAUGGUUCAACAAUAAAAAGCAACCACCACGUAGUAAAACAGUAAAUAUAUAUACAUAUAUAUCAGGCGGUCCAGAAUAA